Phoenix dactylifera (date palm) is the source of this 1315-nucleotide messenger RNA. The record is from RefSeq and is a predicted model, not a curated record. NCBI's taxonomy places the organism in Eukaryota, Viridiplantae, Streptophyta, Magnoliopsida, Arecales, Arecaceae.
GCAAACUAAAGUAGCCCAUCGGUCCCCUCCAUGGGCUGUACCUCUUCUCACGAUCCCUGCAUCUCCCUCUCUCCAAAGCCGCCGCUUCCGCCGCCGCUCCUGUUAGGGAGAACCCCCACCCUCUCCUCCCCUAUCGUGGUCCACCACCCAUCCCUCCACAAGGGCGAGUCCACCCACUUCGUCUCCCUCACCUCCACCAUCUACGGCUCCCUCAAAAUCCUAGACGACCCCGAUCCCCCUCUCUCGGCCUCCUCCGCCUCCGCCGCCGUCAUCAUCAACGCCUGGGACCUCAUGGACGGCCUCGACGAUCUCCCCUCCCCUCCCUCGUCCUCCUCCUCCUCCUCCUCCGCCGCCGCCAAGAAGCCCUACCUGCUUCCCCGAUCCCUCACCUACCACCAUCACCGCCGCCCGACGAAGGCCAAGAACGAGCACCCCGCCAUUAAGCCCCUCUGGAAGCAUCUAGCCGACGAGCCCAAGCGCCCUAAAGUCGUCCUUUACUCCACCUCCCUCCGCGGCAUCCGCCGGACCCAUGAGGACUGCUGCGCCGUCCGCUCCAUCCUCCGCGGCUUCCGCGUCGCCGUCGAUGAGCGGGAUCUUUCCAUGGACGCCUCCUAUCGGCGGGAGCUGCAGGCGCUGCUCGGAAAGGGGCGGCCUUUCUCGCUCCCCCAGGUGUUCGUCGGUGGGCGGUGCUUCGGCGGGGCGAAGGAAGUCUGGCAGCUCCACGAGGCCGGGGAGCUGGGGCGGCUGCUCGAGGGGGUCGCCGGCCAGGACCCUGCGUUCGUGUGCAGCGGCUGCGGCGGGGUUCGCUUUGUGCCUUGCCCCAAUUGCAGCGGCGGCCGCAAGGUGUUCGUCGAGGAGGAGGGGAGGAUGCGGCGCUGCGAGGAGUGCAACGAGAAUGGAUUGGUACGCUGCCCUAAAUGCUGCUCUUGCUGAUGGUCCCCACACGUAAAAAAAUUGCUACUAAAAUUAGAUAUCAAGAAAUGGGAAGGAAUGAGAUAUGAUUUUCCUGUAAUUUUCUUUCUUGUUUUUGGGUCAAUUUGGAUGUAAUUCAAAUGCACUCGAUUGAUUCUUGAAGGGGGUGGGAUCAAUUGAGAUAUAUAUGGAAGUAACUGUUUCCUUGGUAUGUAAGAAAUGGGGGCUAUAAAUGACGGGCUUUUGGUAAUGGUGAUUGUUGGAUACUUGGUACCUAUGAAGGGAAAAGAACAUUUGGCUUCUUGUCCUUCGAAAGGGUGUGGUUAUGAUGAUUGAAGUAAAAUUGUUUGUAUAAAACUGUCAUAAUCAAUUCAUCUAUGCCAAUAUGGAGUUUGGUUUGUAA